Pantherophis guttatus is the source of this 1705-nucleotide messenger RNA. Lineage: Eukaryota; Metazoa; Chordata; Lepidosauria; Squamata; Colubridae. The record is from RefSeq and is a predicted model, not a curated record.
CGCACGCUCCCACGGCUGGCUAGGACGCGCGGCGGCGGCGGCGGCGGCGGCCCCUCCCCGGCGGGGCCGGGCGGGCUGCUGGGAGUUGUGGUCCGCGCCGCCGAGCCGCCGGCGCCGGAGCAGACCGUCGAUCGGUGCGGGCGAGCGGAAUCCGGCGGCAGAUUGUCCGAGAAGAUCAAGGGAGAGGCUGGAUUCCCGCAGCUACUUUGUUUGGAGACCCAGGAGGGAGGACCAAGGUUCUCAGAGCAGCGCCUCCCCACUUGAGAGACACGAUGCCGCCGUGGGAAACCCCUUUGGGGAGUCAGGAGCCCAGGCCUGCAAUGGGACCAGCCCCACUGGCCACCUUGAGCUGGGUACUUGGCACCCGGAUCCCUAGGAACUCUUUCGCUGCAUGACCGGCCUUUCUCCGAUGGGUGAAGCUGCCCAGGUCCUGCCCAGCUUUUCCUGUUGAAUUUCUUCUUGGGCGCCUGUGUGCCCCAGGCGCAAGGCUUUGUACAGCUGCUGCCAAGAUGUCUCUGGAAGGGCUGAUGUGCUGCCAUGGGUCGCUUGAUUGGCUGAGGGAGUUCAUCGGCUCCACCAUCCAGUCGGUGCGGGACUGUGACCCCCCUGCGCUCAGCACUCUGGCCGUCCUGCUGGCCCUCUUCGUCUGGUACUGCUACCACGUGGGGCGGGAGCAGCAGCCCCGGCCUUACGCCACGGUGCUCCAGGGGGGCGUGGAGGUGGCCGGCCUGCAGAACGGCUUCAGCCACUGCCGCUCCCCCGAGUGCGUGCGCUGUGCCCAGAGCGAUGGGCUGAACCAGAAGCUCUACCACAACCUGCAGGAGUAUGCCAAGCGGUACUCGUGGGCGGGCAUGGGCCGGAUCCACAAGGGCAUUCGCGAGCAGGGCCGCUACCUGACCAGCCGCCCAUCCAUCCAGCGCCCAGAGGUCUUCUUCCUGCCCGACUUGCCCACCACCCCCUAUUUCUCCCGGGAAGCCCAGAAACACGACGUGGAACUGCUGGAGCGCAACUUCCAGACCAUCCUGUGUGAGUUCGAAUCCCUCUACAAGGCCUUCUCCAACUGCAGCCUGCCGGACGGAUGGAAGGUCAACAGCACGCCCAGCGGUGAGUGGCUGACCUUCUACCUGGUCAACCAGGGCACCUGCGUGCCCCGGAACUGUCGGAAGUGCCCUCGGACAUACCGCUUGCUGGGGAGCCUCCGCACCUGCGUGGGCAGCAACGUGUUUGGCAACGCCUGCAUCUCCGUGCUGACCCCUGGCACAGUCAUCACUGAGCACUAUGGGCCGACCAACAUCCGUGUGCGCUGCCACCUGGGUUUGAAGACACCCAGCAGCUGUGAGCUAGUGGUGGGAGGUGAGCCCCAGUGCUGGGCCGAAGGACGCUGCCUGAUUUUUGACGAUUCCUUCCUGCACACAGCCUACCAUGGAGGCAAGUCUCUUCCAGCUGAAGACAGUGCUGUGCCACAGAGACCCAGAGAGCGUUUUCCAGGCCUCCCCCUUCCCUGUGGGCAGGAGGUGCCCCAGGUGAAGCGAGCCUGGGUGGCAUCUCUGUGCCCAUCCCCUGGAUCAACCUCCCUUCUCUUUGCCCCUCCAGGCUCCCCUGAGGAAGGACCCCGUGCGGUGUUCAUGGUAGACCUUUGGCACCCCAAUGUCGCUGCGGCCGAGCGCCAGGCUCUCGAUUUUAUUUUUGCUCCUGGACGGUGACG